Molecule: messenger RNA, 587 nt
Organism: Sabethes cyaneus
Lineage: Eukaryota; Metazoa; Arthropoda; Insecta; Diptera; Culicidae
Product: pheromone-binding protein-related protein 6-like
Exons: 3
Coding region: 36-494 (152 amino acids)
Biological process (GO): sensory perception of smell
Molecular function (GO): odorant binding
Source: RefSeq, a predicted model, not a curated record
GGAUAAACCCGGUCUAGUUGUUUUCCCUAGCCAGUAUGUACCGUUUGAAACUCGGACUGUUGCUGGUUGGAUACUGCAUAACUUAUUGCAGGGCUGUCAAAUCGACCUGGCAGAUACCGGAGGAGUACAAGGAACCGGCUAAGAUGUUGCACAAUAUGUGCCUGAAGGAAUCGGGUGCCUCCGAAGAGUUGAUUCGAACUUGCAUGGACGGAACAAUACACGAGGACCGGGGAGUUCAGUGCUACAUUCAUUGUCUAUUCGACAAGCUGAUGGUAAUCAAUGAGGAUACCGGCCAUAUACAUCUGGACCGAUUGGCAAAAAUUGCACCGAACACCGAUAUGAAGGAAGCGUUCGAAUUUCUGCACAAAGAGUGUGGCCAUAUCUUGACGGAGGACCACUGUUUGACGGCGUUUCAGGCAGCUAAAUGUUACUUUGAUUCCCAUGACGAAGUAGUUAAAUUCUGCCAUCUUCUGGUGGCGGAUUUGGGAAUUUAAGGACGCAUUUCAAAAUGGUACACGAUUACGGCCUGCCAAGCUGCCAGAACUGACGAUGACCUAGGCGAUGUUUCGGCUGACUUUGGGAGACUG